GUCUGACCAGUAUUCGAGAUUAUUUUUCGUUGUUCGCUGCUAGCAGAAGUGAGAAGAUGCCUGAGCCAGCCAAGUCCGCGCCGGUUCCUAAGAAGGGCUCUAAGAAAGCCAUCACCAAGACGCAGAAGAAGGGCGACAAGAAGCGCAAGAAGAGCCGCAAGGAGAGCUACUCCAUUUACGUGUACAAGGUGCUGAAGCAGGUCCACCCCGACACCGGCAUCUCCUCGAAGGCCAUGAGCAUCAUGAACUCCUUCGUCAAUGACAUCUUCGAGCGCAUCGCCGCCGAGGCGUCGCGCCUGGCCCAUUACAACAAGCGCUCCACCAUCACCUCCCGGGAGAUCCAGACCGCGGUGCGCCUCCUGCUGCCGGGGGAGCUGGCCAAGCACGCCGUGUCCGAAGGCACCAAGGCUGUCACCAAGUACACCAGCUCCAAGUAAUCUUGACUGGUUCCCAGGACGUACCAAGCCCAAAGGCUCUUUUAAGAGCCAC
This is a messenger RNA of Rhineura floridana, 489 nucleotides long. Its product is annotated as histone H2B 1/2/3/4/6-like. Gene Ontology annotation, molecular function: DNA binding; protein heterodimerization activity; structural constituent of chromatin. The coding region runs from base 57 to 437 and encodes 126 amino acids. The transcript has a single exon. Lineage: Eukaryota; Metazoa; Chordata; Lepidosauria; Squamata; Rhineuridae. The record is from RefSeq and is a predicted model, not a curated record. Gene Ontology annotation, cellular component: nucleosome.